AUGCGUUCAUCCACUCGUUGCGCUGUUGCGCUUCAGCUUCUGGGCAUGUCCGCCGCUCUCCGUAAUAACACCCCGGUUGAGAAUGAAACCAGGGUUUCAGACACAUACGACUAUGUCAUUGUAGGAGGUGGAGUCACUGGGUUGAUCGUUGCCAAUCGCUUGACCGAGGACAAGAAGAAGUCGGUUCUUGUCAUCGAGGCAGGUGGCGCAUAUGACAACCCGAACAUUCGCUUGCCAUAUGGCGCAACAUACGCCUUGAACACAUCCUUGCUGUGGACCGACUAUGUCUGUCAACCUGAGCCUGCUCUUAACAACAAGACAUGGGACACUCGCGUUGCUCAAGUAUUAGGAGGUGGAUCUAUCGUCAACGGCAUGAUGUACGAUCGUGGAUCUGCUGCAGACUACGACGCAUGGGAGGCUUUGGGUAACAAGGGCUGGGGUUGGAGUGGCCUCUACCCCUUCUUCAAAAAAGAAACUGAGUUCAUCCCUCCGCCCCAGGAGCUUGUCGAUGAGUUCAACAUCACCUGGGACGCUGCGGCGUACGGCACAGGUCCUUUGAAGCUCGGUAUUGCCGACUUCCAGUACCCAGAUAUCAAGAGUUAUUGGGCAGCUUUCGAGGGUCAGGGUGCGCGCAGACUUGUUGACGGUAACAAUGGCGAUAACGCUGGUGCGUCGUGGUACCCUAACACGAUGAACCCUAAGACUGGUGAGAGGCAGCAUGCUCGUCUGGCCUAUUACGAUACAGUCGCCAGCCGCUUGAACCUUCACACUCUGCUCGGGACUGUUGCAAACGAGCUUGUGUUCGACAACAACAGCAGCAAGAGGCUUGUUGCUCGUGGAGUCAAGGUCACCGACAAGAAGACGGGUGCGACUAAGACUGUCUACGCUAAGAGGGAGGUUAUUCUUGCCACUGGUGCCGUCAAUACCCCUAAACUCCUCCAACUUAGUGGUAUCGGCCCCAAGUCCGUUCUUGAGGCUGCCGGCAUCACGGUCAAGCUUGCGCACGACGGAGUUGGUUCCAACUUCCAGGACCACCCUUAUACAUACAUGGGCUUCAACAUCUCUAACAUGAGCACACCUAACCCUGCCUUGCUUUCUAUCGACCCAGCUUUCAACGCAUCCGCCUGGGCAGAGUAUAACGGCAACAAGACUGGACCUCUCACACAGGCUCGUGGCAACGCCCUUGCAUUUAUUCCCCUGCCGGAAGUCGCACCUGACAGCUACGCCAACAUCUCUACUCAAGUCACCGCCCAAGCAAACGACGCUUAUCUCCCAGCGAUCUAUAAGGGCAGCAAGAGGCUCCUCACCGGUGUCGCUGCCCAGCGUAAGGUUCUUGCUAGCCUCUACUCCAAUUCCAAAGCAGGCAUCGUCGAAUUUGGCAUCCCCGCCGCCGGCAAUGGUCUCCUCGUCGCCCUUCAGAAGCCCCUAUCUCGCGGAACCAUCACCAUCAACCCCACCAACCCCCAGGGCGUCCCUCUAAUCCGCUACAACGCCAUGAUCAACCCUCUCGAUAAAUCUAUACUCGCCGUUUGCGUGCGCUAUAUCCGCCAAGUCUGGGCCCGCUCUGAGAUCGCGCAGUUCACCCCCGUUGAGACAAGCCCUGGCGCGCAGUACCAGACUGACGCCGAGAUCAUUGACCGAGUGGUCGAGCUCGGCACCCUCUGGCCGACACUGAGUCACCCGAGUGGUAGCUGCCCCAUGAUGCCUGAGGCUCUGGGUGGAUGCGUGUCUGAUGAGCUGCUGUUUUAUGGUGUCGAGAAGUUGUCGGUUAUUGAUGCGUCGAUUAUUCCGCUUGUACCCAGUCAACAUAUUCAGAGUACGAUGUAUGCGGUUGGUGAGAAGGCUGGGUAUAUUAUUAGCAAUAGGCGCUAGAUAAGGGAGAGCAUGUGGUGG
Molecule: messenger RNA, 1893 nt
Organism: Macroventuria anomochaeta
Lineage: Eukaryota; Fungi; Ascomycota; Dothideomycetes; Pleosporales; Didymellaceae
Product: GMC oxidoreductase
Exons: 3
Coding region: 1-1872 (623 amino acids)
Biological process (GO): secondary metabolite biosynthetic process
Molecular function (GO): flavin adenine dinucleotide binding; oxidoreductase activity, acting on CH-OH group of donors
Source: RefSeq, a predicted model, not a curated record